CCUCUAUACCAUUAAUCCUUAAAGAGGUUAAUAUGUUUUUUAUAUCAUUCUUCUAUAGAUGACAAAUAGAAUUUCGAUUAAAAAAACAUUAGAACAUUAGACAUAUAAAGAGCAUUUUUGCAAUAUUAAAAUAUAAAAAGAUAUAAAAAUAAUGGUGAAGCAAUAGCUUUAAAUGUUGUUUUAUAAUGUAUUUAUUUAUUGAUAUCAAAAUACAGUUUAACUUUGUAAAACUAUAGCAAUUGAGUUGCUCUUAUAAAGAGAAACAACAUUUCUACAGCUAGUUACCAAGAAAAAUGGAUAAAUUGAAAUUCGAGUUCAUGGUUAAAGCCAAUGAAGAUGUAAAAACAAAUACUAUUUGUGUAACGACAAUCACGGAUUUCGAUGGCCGCACCUUUACGAUCCCAGAUAAGUUACAACCUGUAAAAUUACAUGAUAAAAUAGUACAGACCGAAAUCUUUCAGAAAGUAAAGGCUACAUUACAAAAACGGCAUGAGAAACGACAGGUGUGGAUAUCCAUGAACCCACAGAUGAAGGCUGUUUAUUGUGAUGAAGAUGGAAAUAAGCAAUUUAUGGGAUACCUAUUGGAGGAACAAACAAAACCACAAACUUCAACAACCGGAAUUUCGGAAGAAUCUCUAGCAAGAAUUAUAGAAAAAAUUUCUGAAAUAAAAAAAGAUUCGUCAAAAUCAUUUAAUACAGGGAGAAUGGCAGAAAAAAUUGUCAUAGAAAAAUUCAACAGCAAGAUUACUAAUGUGUCCCAGUGGAUGACUACCUUUGAAGCAGAAUGUGCCCGUAUAGGAAUAGAAGAAGAUGAAAAAAAAAUUGAAAUCUUUAGGAGUGUAUUAAUGUGUUUGGUGAUAAUGGUACAUGCAAUCCUUCCAGUCUUCAUAUGUAACAAUAAUCCGAGAUAUUUGGAGCAGCUUUAUGAUAACAUCUACUAUCAUCUACUAUUCAAUGGUACAUUGAUUAUACAGCUUUUCAUUAUAAUAUCUGGAUUCCUGCUCUCAUACAACCUGCAAAUAUAUGAAGAGAGUCAUGAGAUUAACUGGAAAAUUCUACCAAAACAGACUUUGCUGAGAUGGUUGCGGCUUACUCCACCAUAUGCCUUAAUAUUAGCACUAACAUCGACUUGGAUGAGACAUAUCAAUACAGGACCAUUCUGGCAUGAGAUGGCUGUGUCCGAAAUACGUGAUUGCAGAAAAUAUUGGUGGCAACAUCUCUUGUACAUCCACAACUACAUUGACAAUACAGACUGCUUGGUACAAUCUUGGUACAUAGCCGUUGAUAUGCAAUUGUUCAUUUUUGGAUUAUUUAUAUAUCUGGUGUGCCGAACUUCAAAAUCUAGGAAGAUAGUUCUCCCAACUUGGUUUUUCAUUGGCAUCGCCAUUAUAGCAGCUCACACCUACUUUGAAGACUUGAACGGCACUGUCAUGACCACUCCCGAAGUAAUUCGGAACCACAUCAGGGGAGACCCGACGUUCUUAAAAGUAUACAGACGAAGUCACACCAAUAUACCCUGUUACAUCCUGGGGAUGGGUGCAGGAUACCUGUUUUACUAUUGGCAGAAGAUUGACCUCAAUUUUGACAAAUUUAAGAAAUAUAACAUGCUCUGCUGGAUGGCUGGUCCCCUGCCACUAGUCCUGGAUUGUGGCAUUAUAGUUCUGGCCUCGUAUUUCUACAUGGACGCGCCUAGAUCUUCAGUCAUGUUGAGAACAAUUUAUGCUGCAACUGCGAAACCUGUUUUUGGAUUACUUUUAACAGUACUCCUAUGCGCAAUGAUCAUGAAACUUGAAAACGUCUUUCGUCCAAUGCUUGAGUGGGAUUGGUGGUCGAUCGUGGCACGGCUCUCUUACUGCGCCUACACUCUCCAUUUGACCAUUAUUCGGUACACCGCAUCACUAUCCACCGUGCCUUUCCAGCAUUCGACUAUGGCAAUUGUUCAAUACUACUUUUUCAUCUUGGUCGUGUCUUUGCUUCUCUCCAUUCCGCUCUGGUUGCUGGUCGAAGAACCGAUGAACCGAGUGUGGAAACUGUGUCUAAGCUCUUCCUCUAAAACGGCCCAAGUGCAAGAGAAAAUUGAACCGGAAUUGCAAACACAAUCAAAGUUUUAAAUAUAAAGAAUCAUCAUCAUCGUCAACGGACACCGGCCGUUCACUUCUGGACUAUACUAUAUCCUACCCUACCCCUGCAGGUUUGCUAGAACCAGUCCUGCACUGCCAUCGUCCAUGGGAUACCCGCGACCUUCAGCAUGUGGUCGGUCCAGCUCAGAGUUCAGAGGUCUGGUCAGAGAUACCCACAGAAAUAAUAUAAUAUAUGAAUUCAUUGUUACUCGUCUUAUAUUUUAUACUCGGUGGACUGAUCUGAUAACCGCCACCAAAGUCCUUGAAGGAAGAAGAAUCUUUUCAUUUUCCAAAAAAAAUUGAAGGUACAUCAGCGAUGUCACAGCAUGCAUCAUGAUGAUGGUUUUAUUGUUAAAUAAAAGGCAAAAUUCAACAAAAACUUUAUUAUUCGGUUUAUAAUGUUAGUAAUUAUUCCGAUUUACAAACAAACAACCUCUACGUGACUGCAGUUCUCAGUGAACAAUGGCUGUCGAACAAACGCGUGGAAGUUAUCGAAGCGGCAACAUCAGUUAUUACUCAAUGGUUAGGGGGUUCCCGGCACAGUACCGUGGCCGUCUGACAGAUGGCGUUGGGUCGGUGGUUCAACAGCAAUCCCCUGGUUCCGACAGCUAAUUAACACGAUUUGUACAUAUGUUUCAUUACGUUCUCUAUAUCAAAUACUUACGACAUACAAUUGAAUGUGAGAGUAGCAUUCGGAACUUUCAACGUUGAAAUUAAACGCAGAUUUAUACAUUAAUAUAUUGUACUUAUACAUUAAAACAAAAUUUCAAUAAAA
Molecule: messenger RNA, 2895 nt
Organism: Bombyx mori (domestic silkworm)
Lineage: Eukaryota; Metazoa; Arthropoda; Insecta; Lepidoptera; Bombycidae
Product: nose resistant to fluoxetine protein 6
Exons: 10
Coding region: 294-2111 (605 amino acids)
Molecular function (GO): acyltransferase activity, transferring groups other than amino-acyl groups
Source: RefSeq, a predicted model, not a curated record